CAUUAGGCGCCGUCCCGGAAAAAAGGAGUAUAUAAACAGUGCUUACACAAGACCAGAGGUAGAUCGGUCCUAUACGAAGAAUUAUUUACAAGCAUUGCUUAUUCCCAAACAGUCACAAGAUAUUCGAUAGCCAUAGUUGCAGCCGGCAAGGUUGAUUAAAGAGAGGUUCAUUAAACAUUUGAAGUUACUGCGGAACAUCAGACACGAUCAGAAAUGAAUGGUAUUUUUGGACGUUUGCCACCCUGUACAAUGAACGGGUACAACUACAGUCGUCCACAGAGCAUGGAUUUUUACGACCCGACCGAAGCUGUGAUGUAUGGACCUCCACGAAAACAACGUCGUGAGCGUACGACUUACACCAAAGCUCAGCUUGAAAUUCUGGACGAGCUAUUUGCUAAAACAAAAUAUCCGGACAUCUUUAUGAGGGAGGAAGUUGCUAUGAAAAUUAAUCUUCCGGAAAGCAGAGUACAGGUAUGGUUUAAAAACAGAAGGGCUAAGUUUCGACAGCAAAACAAGCAACAACAAGGCGCCCCAAGCAAGCCUAAACCAACAGCAGCUAAGCCAAGAAAGAGCCCCACGCCACCUGCUUCACAGCAUGUCCAAGAUCCAUCGCCAAAGCCAUCCCCCAUAGCACAGGCACCCCCUCAACAGUUCAACAACUUUACUUUUAAUGGUCCCAAUUGGCCUAGCAAACACAAUAUGCAAGAAAUGGCCAACUUCCACAGACAGGCCAACUAUCAAAAAUUUAUCAAUAACGGAAUGAAUGGAUUCCCUCCGUCUAAUUUUGGGCCCACUUCGUCACCGCAAGCUCAUUUCUACCCAAGCCACGAACAGUACUUCUCCUAUAUGUCAAAUGCUGGACCCGUCUCAAAUGAGAUGUCCCGGAAUCGAUUAGAAUCCACUAUGAUGUGCUGAAAGUUCCAAUAUUUCAUGAAAUUUGCCACCAAGCUUUAUAACUCUUCAGAAGAAAUUCUUAGUGUGUAUUAUGCCAUAUGGCUGUAUAUAUUAGAUGUAAAAGAAGCUCGUCCUCGAACUGGUGAGAAUAGAAUAACUAUUACUGGCUGAGCAGGAAAGAAGUUUCGAUGUUAACUAUUCAAACAGCUCCUGCAUAUCCUCUUUUGUUAGCAUUUCCCAUUAACAUCACUUCUUAAAAAAUAUUAACUCUGCGCCAGAUUUCCGCAUGUGUGUUUAGGUUUCAUUUGGUUUAAGUAACCUGUAACAGCUUAACACAGUGCUCCGCCUCAUAAGCUUUUAAAUAUGAACAAAGCAGGUAUUCAUUUUUCUUUUUCACCAGUAAGUAUAGUUCAAAAUUUCGGAUAAUCUUAUCGAGCUCUACCUAGCCUAUAUUGAGUCUGAUCAUAUUCCUAGUAGCAUAUUUAAAGCACCUUCAGCGUCAAUUAUAAACAAGAUAAAAACGUUACGAUCCUACUGGUUUGUUCCUUCGAACCUAAAGGUAGCAUCUGUACACGUCUUUCGCAAUGUUAAGAUUUAUAAAGAUGAUUUAAGUUUAUUGUUCAUAAUAAAGAACAAUGUGAGCCAC
Pocillopora verrucosa is the source of this 1540-nucleotide messenger RNA. Its product is annotated as homeobox protein OTX-like. The record is from RefSeq and is a predicted model, not a curated record. Gene Ontology annotation, biological process: regulation of transcription by RNA polymerase II. Gene Ontology annotation, cellular component: nucleus. Lineage: Eukaryota; Metazoa; Cnidaria; Anthozoa; Scleractinia; Pocilloporidae. Gene Ontology annotation, molecular function: DNA-binding transcription factor activity, RNA polymerase II-specific; RNA polymerase II cis-regulatory region sequence-specific DNA binding.